Molecule: messenger RNA, 1683 nt
Organism: Schistocerca serialis cubense
Lineage: Eukaryota; Metazoa; Arthropoda; Insecta; Orthoptera; Acrididae
Product: tubulin beta-1 chain-like
Exons: 3
Coding region: 112-1458 (448 amino acids)
Biological process (GO): mitotic cell cycle; microtubule cytoskeleton organization
Cellular component (GO): microtubule; cytoplasm
Molecular function (GO): GTP binding; structural constituent of cytoskeleton; GTPase activity
Source: RefSeq, a predicted model, not a curated record
ACUUUGAACCAUGUUGACGGUUGACACUUUUCCCGCAUUCGAAAUCUGUUUUUGCUGGGUGUUACUGGUGAUAUAAAACGUUGUGUGAUUUUGAAUUGCAAAUUAUUCAAUAUGAGGGAAAUUGUUCAUAUUCAGGCCGGGCAAUGCGGCAACCAAAUUGGAGCUAAGUUCUGGGAGAUCAUAUCGGAUGAACAUGGCAUUGACCCAACGGGUUCAUACCAUGGGGAUUCAGAUUUACAACUGGAACGAGCUGAUGUAUACUACAACCUUGCAUCUGGUGGGAAAUAUGUCCCACGUGCGAUUUUGGUUGACUUGGAGCCAGGGACAAUGGAUUCUGUACGUUCAGGACCCUUUGGCCAGCUUUUUCGACCAGACAACUUUGUUUUCGGACAAAGUGGAGCUGGAAAUAACUGGGCGAAAGGCCAUUACACAGAAGGUGCCGAACUUGUAGAUUCAGUACUUGACGUGGUACGGAAAGAAGCCGAAAGCUGUGACUGUCUGCAAGGCUUUCAGCUUACACAUUCGUUGGGUGGUGGCACCGGUUCAGGCAUGGGCACAUUGCUUAUUUCAAAAAUUCGUGAAGAAUACCCCGAUAGAAUUAUGAAUACUUACUCAGUUGUGCCUUCACCGAAGGUUUCUGAUACAGUUGUGGAACCAUACAAUGCCACGUUGUCGGUACAUCAGUUAGUGGAAAAUACUGAUGAAACAUACUGUAUUGACAACGAAGCCCUUUAUGACAUCUGCUUUCGAACACUGAAGCUGGCAGAACCAACUUACGGUGAUCUGAAUCACCUUGUCUCCUUAACGAUGUCUGGUGUUACGACGUGUCUCAGGUUUCCAGGACAGUUGAAUGCGGACUUGCGCAAAUUAGCAGUUAAUAUGGUUCCUUUCCCACGCCUGCAUUUUUUCAUGCCUGGGUUUGCCCCACUGACGGCUCGUGGCAGUCAGCAGUAUAGAGCCCUCACUGUUCCAGAGCUUACGCAACAGAUGUUCGAUGCUAAGAACAUGAUGGCAGCUUGUGAUCCUCGCCAUGGUCGAUACUUGACUGUUGCAGCUAUCUUCAGAGGUAGAAUGUCCAUGAAAGAAGUGGAUGAGCAGAUGCUAAACAUCCAAAACAAAAACAGCAGCUACUUUGUAGAAUGGAUCCCAAAUAAUGUUAAAACUGCAGUGUGUGACAUUCCACCCCGUGGGCUCAAAAUGUCUGCUACGUUCAUUGGAAAUUCUACUGCUAUUCAGGAGCUCUUCAAGCGCAUAUCUGAGCAGUUUACUGCUAUGUUCCGCCGUAAAGCUUUCCUUCAUUGGUAUACUGGAGAGGGGAUGGAUGAAAUGGAGUUUACUGAAGCAGAGUCGAAUAUGAAUGACUUGGUGUCGGAGUACCAACAAUAUCAGGAAGCUACUGCAGAUGAAGAUGUUGAAUUUGAUGAUGAACAAGAGGAAGAAAUUGAAGAUGAAAAGUAGUGGGACAUUGUUCUAUUUUUGGCUGUACAUAAUGUAAUUAAAGCAGCUGGUGAAUUUGACAUUCCAGCUUUUGGUAAAGAAUUCUACAGAACCUUUUUAUAAUCUGCAGUUAUUUUAUGACUUUUGUAUCAAUUUAUACACUCAUCUUGUAAUACAAAUAAAUAUUUCUGUAAGAAGCUAUCUUUCUCGUGGGCAUUGUGGUUUAAUAAAGAUUAUUUCAAUCUA